Messenger RNA from Numida meleagris (helmeted guineafowl), 9200 nucleotides. It is a transcript of the gene CEP170B, whose product is annotated as centrosomal protein 170B. The record is from RefSeq and is a predicted model, not a curated record. NCBI's taxonomy places the organism in Eukaryota, Metazoa, Chordata, Aves, Galliformes, Numididae. The transcript has 22 exons. Gene Ontology annotation, molecular function: protein binding. The coding region runs from base 264 to 5270 and encodes 1668 amino acids.
GGGGCGGGCGCCGGGAGCGGGCGGGCAGAGCCGGCUGCGGGGCGCGGCGCCCGGCCUGUCCCCGCGCCCAGGGCCGGAGCAGGCAGAGAAAAGAGAGGAAAAUGCGACAUUGCGGGAGAGCGAGGAGGAGAGGCAGCGGGGCUGCGCUCCGUGCUGCCGGCCUGUAGCAGCGACAACAAACAGGUGUGGCUUGGCGCUCCUGAGAAGUGCCGCACGCCGCUUCCCCCCCCGGGAUGUGUGAAGAUUAAGUGCCAAGCGCCAAAAUGAGCGUGACUUCGUGGUUCUUGGUGAGCAGCACUGGCAUUCGCCAUCGGCUCCCUAGGGAGAUGAUAUUUGUUGGCAGAGAUGACUGUGAACUGAUGCUCCAGUCCCGCAGUGUUGAUAAGCAGCAUGCUGUAAUCAACUAUGACAAGGAGAAAGACGAGCACUGGGUGAAGGAUCUCGGGAGCUUAAAUGGGACAUUCGUCAAUGAUGUGAGGAUUCCCGACCAGAAGUACAUCACCCUGAAGCUGAAUGACGUCAUUCGCUUUGGCUAUGAUUCAAACAUGUAUGUCCUGGAGCAAAUUCAACACAAGGUCCCAGAAGAAGCAUUAAAGCAUGAGAAGUACACCAGCCAGCUUCAGAUGAAUUUCAAAGGAACAGCGAUGAAGAGGGUGGAGCAGCCCAUGGAGCACGGUGUCUACGCUGAAUCCCCACAAGCAAAGCUGGAGAAAGGAGAGAGGAAGCCAAUUACAGAGACCAAUAGUUAUCGCACCCCUCUUUAUGGACAGCCCUCCUGGUGGGGGGAAGAUGAUGCAAACAACAAGGAGGACAGAAGGCAAGAAGAGCAUUACUCAGAAAGAUCAAAAGAGAUGUCCCAACAUGAAGAGGAACUGAAUGGUAAUAUUUCUGCCUAUAGAGAUUCCCAAGAACAGUCUGUGUUUGCCUUCCGGAGGGAGCCAAGUUAUUUUGAGAUCCCAACUAAAGAAUUUCAGCAGCCAUCAAAGUCUCCAGAAACACAGGUCCAUGAGAUCCCAACAAAGGAUAUUGAUGCCAUAGUAGCCCCAGUUGUGCAAAGCCAUGCCUCUUUCACCAUCGAAUUUGAUGAUGGAACCCCUGGUAAAAUAAAGAUAAAAGAUCACGUAACUAAAUUUUCACUCAGACAGAGAAGACCUUAUAGUAAGGAACCAGCUCACACAGAGGUGAUGUCAGCGGAGAGCAAGGUGGCUGACUGGCUUGUCCAGAAUGACCCAAGCUUGAUUAGACGGCAGUCUCCAGGGGACGAUGUGUACAGCACCAAGAGUGACGUGCCGGUUCACGCGAGGACGCUUAAAGGUUCCCGGUCGUUGACUGAAUCAAGUUGUGUGCCUUCACACCCGUUUCCUUCUCCAAAAAAAGGCAAUCGGCACGAGGACGGGACGCAGAGCGACUCCGAAGACCCCGUGGCACCCAAGGCGGAGAAGGAGCCAACGACGGGUGGCGAGCGGGUGAUGGAGCAAGCCAAGCUGCAGCGCCAGAUGAGGCGCGAUCCCCACGAGAUGCUGCACAACAAGCAGGCCUUUGUCAUUGAGUUCUUCGAGGACACGCCGAGGAAGAAGCGCUCACAGUCCUUCACGCACAGUGCUCACUCCUCUCAGAGCGACACCGAUCCUGGGCUCAAGACCAAGGUUGAGAAACGCAAGAAUGCGGUGCCAGCGGAGAAGCAGGGCAGCGUGGUGCCACCAUCCCAUGUUGGGACACAAGCAGGCAAAGCCACCAACAGCUCCUCUGGGACCCAAAGAGCUAGCUCCUUCAAGAGAGAGAAGACAGAGGAGCGAAUCAACUCUUCGUCCUCCUCUGCCUCCAGAGCAUCAGGCAAAGCCUAUGGGAGCGUUGGGAGGAAGUCUAAAAUUGCUCAGGAUUUUAUGGCUGAGUACCUGCGGGAGACAGCUCAGUCUGGGAAGACAGGCUCUGAGAAACCAGCACCUCAGCCUGUGCCAGCAGCCCCGCGUGUGGUCAUAUCUUCAGAGCCAGAGCCUGUCUCUGCUCCAUCUCCGGAGCUAAAGGCUGCCCAGGGCAGGAGGAAUGACGAGGAAGACAGCGUGAGCGAGACUGGCACAUACACCAUUGAGACAGAGUCACAGGAUAAGGAGGUGGAAGAAGCACGAAAAAUGAUUGAUCAGGUUUUUGGUGUUCUUGAGUCACCUGAAUUUUCCAGAAUAUCGUCAGCUUUUAGACCAGUAAUAAAAGGUGAAAAAGACGACUCUGGUUCUCAUCAGCAUUUAAUAAGUGAAAAUGGCACUUGUCAGAAGUCACCCUUGCUCCAAGCAUUUGCCUCAAAAGCUGUGAGUGGGUCUCAGGCUGACAUGCAGAUGUCUGCAGCAUCUCAAGGAAGUCAGAAGUGGGUGUCAAGGUGGGCGAGUCUUGCUGACAGCUACUCUGACUCUGGAUCUGUCUCAGGACAGGCUGAUGGAGCUACAGAAAGUGGUGUAGCCCCAAAAUCUGGGGAACCAGAAAAUGCUGUGCCCUUGAGAACAAGGCGUCUUCUUCCCCAGCUGCCACCAAGCGAUAAAUCAGAGAGCCCCACGCCCACAGUUCUGAUCUGCCAGGAGUCCUAUUCCGAGGUUACGAAGAGAACCAUUGUGAAGGAUCACUGUGUGGAAGCCCACAGUGAUCACAGCAGCCGCCUCUUCAUUCAGGAAGACUUAGAUCCAGAUAGCCUCAGUGAUGCCAGCAGAUCUGAUGAUGGCUUCAGCUCAGAAAAAGGCAGAAAGUACAAAGAGAACAAUAAAAUGCUAGAGCAGAUGGGGGAAGACACAAAACCAGAGAGCCGGCAGCCAGGAACCCCCCGGGUUGCAAAUGUGAGAGCUGUGAGUGAGACAGUUUCUACUUCGUUCUACAUUGGUGAUGACAGCGAUGACGUGGGGAUUCCCUCCAAGCUCUCUCUGAGCAUGGCCCACGCUCGAGCUGACAAAGAUGGAAAGGAUCAGGAAUUUUCCUUCAAGCCUACUGGCACACCUGUUCCUGGAAAGCCACUGGGCAAAGAUGUCAGUGCUUACAUUAACGCAGCAGGAAAAAUGGUUAUUUCCGUGCAUCAGAGUCCUCAAGAUCAGGAAAACAUGGCAGGAAAGGAAAUAGCUUUUGUUAGGCAGGAGAGUUUUACCAAAGAUAAAUCAAGCAGCGCUGUUCCUCAAAACAAACUUCCACAUAUUUCAAGUCACCCUCUGCUUAAAGAUUUAGAGGCUGUUCGGUCAACCCGUAUGGACUUUGGUCAGGACACUCAUCUUCUCCUGAAGGACACUGAAACUGCCUUGGCAGCUCUGGAAGCCAAAUUACUUGGUCAAAGCCAAAAGCUGGAGCCCUCAGAAACUGCUGGUCAGCUGGAGGACUCCUUGUCCGGUGACUCAGACGUGGACACAGCCAGCACGGUCAGUUUGGUGAGCGGCAAAAACGUCCCCACGAGUGCCCCGAAACGCAAAGCGGUCGCGAGUUUGCAGAAGGAGAAAUCUUCCUCCUCACCGUCCAUCCAGGACCAGUGUGGGCAGCCCAGUGCACGGGACAGGCUGACGGAGAAGCGGAAGGCCAACGUGCCGGAGGCCCCGAGGUGUGUGGAGGCCACCAAGCGCUUCCAGAUGAAGCGGAGUGCUGGGACUCGGGGGUCACUGGACUUUACGGAUGAUGAGAGGAGCUCAAGCCUGCCCUACUUGUCAGUCCCUGAUGCGGUGGUGUCUGACCAUGAGCACUCAGUGCCCCGGCCUGCUCCCAGAAGGAAGCCUUUUACUCAGCCUACCAAGGAGGAUCACAGCAAAACGACGGCGAACGUGCAGAAGAUCCAACAAGUUCUUACCCGCUCCAACAGCUUAUCCACCCCGCGGCCUACGAGGGCCUCAAAGCUACGUCGUGCCCGGCUGGGAGAUGCUUCAGACAACGAGUGUGUUGAUACUGAGAAAACGGCCUCCAACCCUGAAGCUGCUGCUCCAGGCUCCAAGCAGUCCACAGAGACAAAAAAGCUGUCCCGGCUUGACAUCCUCGCCAUGCCGAGGAAACGGGCAGGUUCGUUUACGGUGCCCAGUGACUCUGAGACGGCGCAGUCGAGGACGGGGUUUUCGGGCCGGAGCGUGGAGUCCUAUCGGAAGGCGACUGUGUCGGAGAUCCGAGCCGCAGCGAGGAAAACUGCAGCUGCUGCCUCCGCCAAGCAGCCGUUCAGCAGGACCCGCUCAAGCAGCGUCAAGUAUUCCUCCACGUCCACAUCAAGGCGGAGACCGCAGGGUUCAGAUUACACUUCUACUUCGGAGGAAGAAUAUGGCUCAAAUCACAGCUCCCCUAAACACAAACGCUCCCAUACUUCAACAGCCACACAGACGCCGAGGAUACGUGGCUCUGGGCUUGGCAAGCAGAAACACAACGGCAGAGAGACAGAUGACGAUGAAGACUUUGAUGACCACCCCGACCCCUACAACUUCAUGGCACAGACAGCAGAGAUAGCAGAAAUAGCCAGGCUGAGUCAGACCUUGGUGAAGGAUGUGGCUAUCCUUGCUCGAGAGAUUCAUGAUGUUGCUGGAGAUGGGGACUCGCAAAGUUCAUCAGGGACAGGACCAAGCACCUCCCACAGCUCUGUGCCCAACACUCCUGCUUCCACCAUAUCAGCAAGAGAAGAGAUUGCUCGUAGAUCUUUUCGGCUGGCAUAUCCAUCUCAGUUGGUGCAGCACAUUCCAGAAGCAAGUCUGAACUACCAGAAAGUGCCUCCGGGAUCAGUGGAACUGAAGAAUUUUGACCAAAAUAUGAACGAUAAUAGAGAAGAUGAUCUUUCCAAAAAAACAAGGACACGAAACCGUGAGGAGGUCAUCUUUGACAACCUGAUGCUGAACCCGGUGUCCCAGUUAUCGCACACAAUCCGGGAAAAUACAGAAAACCUAGCUGAAAAAAUGAAGAUUCUGUUUCAAAACUCAGAGAGGACCUGGGAGGAGAUGGAGGCCAAAAUUAACUCUGAAAACGAAGUGCCAAUUCUGAAGACAUCAAACAAGGAAAUCAGUUCUAUCCUGAAGGAGCUCAGGAGAGUUCAAAAACAGCUUGAAGUGAUAAAUGCUAUCAUUGACCCUACUGGAAACUUGGAUGUAGUUGCCAGCAACAAAGCAUCUUCUGCUGCUAAACAAUCAACAGCCACUAAAGUCAGGACUGCUAACACUUCUGGAUCCACACUGGAGACUUUGUCCCCAGCACAGAUGAGAAGCUACACACAGAAGUCGAACUGUGGGUCUUCUAGCUUGCAAGAUUCGAAUUUCAUUCCAGAUGGAGAGAAAUACGUGAUCUGAUAUUUUGUAUUGCUAUCAUAUUGUAAUCUACCGUAGUAUCGUGUGUGAGUGGUUUGUGGACAGUUUGUGUGGAGCAGUUGUUUAGAUUGCUAAUACAUUGCACAGAAGGAAAGAAUCUAUGCUGCGAGGGUGAAUGGCAAGUCUGUGUAUGCCUUUGAAUCAAGACUAGCACUGUGGAGCAGCACAUGUUCAGCAUAGAGGCAAACUGAUUGUUAACAAUUUACUCACUCUUCCAGUGUGCCAUAAGCAAACAGGCUUUGCGUACCCUCCUUUCAGUACUGCCGAAGCACGAGUGUUCUUGCAUCAGCCUGUUCAUAAUGGUUCAGUUGUAACGAGGCGCAAUUUCAGAAACACUUCUUUGGGUACUAGGUUUGGUUUGGGUUUGUUUGCUUUGUUGUUUUAAUUGUGUAAGUGAGCAUUGCAGCUCUGUUGGAAUCAAAGUGCAGAUCCAACAGGACGAUGGUGCAAUAUAGUGGGUUUCUAGGAGAAACUCUCACUACAGUUCUCUAAGAAGUCCUCAGCAGUCUCAAAAAGGCAACCACACUCAAGUUGUACGUUUAUAUUCUCUUUUUUCAGCCUCCAAACUAAAACAAGACAUAACGAUCCCUUUGGUUUUCUUUCUCCUCUUGGUAAAGUGUAAGAGUUAUUCAUUGUGUGAAGGUGAAGACUACUAAUACAGUUGCUAUUUUUGAUGUUUCAGUCCCAACAUUAUUUGUAGGUACAAAAAGUCGAAUUACAGUUUAGCUUGCCAAAUUUUCGGUACCGUUGCUGUCUUUACAGAUUGAAAAGAUUUGCUGUACAAUCUUUCACAAUGAGCUACAAAUGCUCCUGGCUGGGCCAAAGACUGAGAUGUUUGUGAUUUAGCUAAUUGUUAAGAGAAACAUCUGUUCCAGUGGCUCAUGUAAUAAACUUAAUUGCACAGCUGCUGUGAACUAGUAUUCACUUGAUGGCACUCAAAAAAGAAUGGCAUAAAUGUAGCUCCUCCUUUAUGGCUAGUUCUGCUAUGAAUUUUUUAUUCAAUGCAAAAGUGCUUGAAAAACACCAUUCUGUGCUAUUCCUUAGAAACUAUCUGCCAGCAUCAAGCACUUGGUAUAUUUGGGAUUUUUGUCUGGAUUUUGUCUGUUUUUUUUGUCAGUCUCCUAGACAUUAAUGAGUAUUACGUACCGUUGCACUAAGCAAUUUCUUGUUGAAAAAGCACUGCGUUUUGUAUUCAGCCUUUCAGUUACACUGCAAAACCCGAAGCAGUUUUGUUGCUUUAAGAACAAAAGGUUUGGUUUUUUGAGGGGACCUCUUCCAGGUGUGUUUGCUCCCAGUUUUUUCCAUCCUCUAGUAAUUCCUUUGUCAUACUUCCUGGUCCACAAGCAGUAAUCAGGUAGAGAAAUCCUUCCAUAGUCAUGGAGGAAACGUUUGCUGGGAAAGGUGAGCAGAUGAGUUCCACUUUGCCCUCAUACAGUGUGUAGUUUAACCAGUGAAAAUGGAAUCCCAAGCUUGACUGCUGCUUCUUGUGUGCCGACUUUAUAUUUUGGGGUGGUAGUGGAUCCCUUAGUUAGCUUCAGUAGUUACCUGAGCUUUUCUGCUAGAAUGUCGUGAAAGUGGGAGUCAGCUAAAAUAAUUUCAAUAAGUAGGGAUGCUCACAAAGUCUUUAAUCUUACUAGCAAGGAGCAUGAGGGCUUUCCUGGUGAAGCCACUGGGAACUUUCAGUCUAUUUCAGCAGAAACAGAAUCGGUCCCGUGAUGGGAGGAUGCCAGCAGGCCGUUAGCUUCUCUUGACUGUGCAGGAUGCUGGCUGGCAAACAGUAGGUUCAGAUACCCUUCCAAGAUCUCCAGCAGGUUAUAAGACUCAUCUGCUUGUGUGAAAAUGCCCUUCCAUGAAGAAAUCUGCUGAAUUUCGCAUAAAUGAAUGCAGAAUAAAAGGGAAAAGAAUUUGCCCUUGAUGUUCUUCUGCCUGUAAUAUACGCACUGUAUCUUCUUCUGCCUGUAAUAUACUGAAUGUGUUCAUUUGGUUGUUUUCUCUGAUCUGUCUUUUCUUGAGAUGCCUGACUGUGUCCGUGAUAAAUAUCCUACGUGGUGGUAUUGUUCCUGACAUAUGGCACGCAUUUGCAGGCCCUUCUUUGUUAGGGCUCAGUGUGUCCAGGUGCUACCCCAACUCACUAGGAGUUGAAGGACCUUCACAGAUAAGGUGUUGCUGUUAGUUUCAGUUUUGCUAUAGAAACACAUGGAUUACUCAAACAUCUGACUUCUCUUGUUAACUACAUUUCUGCAUCUUCAUGGCUACACUCUAGUGGAUUUUAUUUCUCUGCAACACAUCCUUGAUGUGACUUCUGUUUACUUUCACUUGAAAAUUACUUGAUUUUUCCUCCUUUGGUGAACACGUCAGGAAUGGAUUUUCUUCCUUGAUUGCUUUGCUCUGAAUUGGAGAGAGAGCCUGCAGCCAGCUGACAUCAGCCCACCAACUAUGGGACCUCUUCCAGUACAGGAUGCAGCAGUCCAUGUCUGCUUACAGAUCGGACGUGUGUGUGAAGGGCUGGGGUGAGAUGCACAGCUUGACUUAUUUGUGACUCAGCCAAAAUACACAAUGCUUCUGUGUGCUGACACAGUGUUCAUGCUUGGAUCUUUGCAUUCAGAACAGUCUUGUUAGUGAUGAAAUGCAACCAGCUUUUUCUUGUAUUUCAGAAGUGGCGAACACAUACAGCCCAUAAGCAUUUGUCUGCUCCGAUAAGCCAAAGAGCUAGCCACACAACUACAGCUCCUUUAUCCUUUGUUCAUUCUUAUAGUGAGCAUGGCCAUGAAAACACACCUCUGUGUGACUGCAGUGUAACUCCCCAGGUGCAUCCCACUGCCCAGGCUCAGUGUGCAGGAAACCUGACUGCUUUGGUGAGCCAUGCGUGGGCCGUGUGUGCGACUUGGGGGGGCAGCCUGACCUGUGGGUAGUUCUCAUACCAUUUUGCUUUCGUGUGUUUUGUAUCUGACUCAAGAAAUGUAACAAAGGGUGGGAUUUUUCAGAGCCGCAGGGAAGCGAGUGCUCCGGCCCUUUGGGGUUCCCAGAGGAUUUUGGGUGCCUGAUGCCAUGAGCACCUUUCAAAAUCCCAACCCUGGGUUCUUCCGCUAUACUUGAAAACCACGUUCUCAGUUCAACACUUUCAAAUGUAAAAACCUGUUCUUUUGUUCUGAUGGAAUGAAUGUAAAGUCCUGCGAGAAUGUGUAGGAGCUUUGCGAGCGAGGACCUUAAUUUACCUACAGCCAUGUCCUGUUGUGGUCGUGCUCCAGGAGAAAGGAAGUUUGUGUCAUCUUCGAGUACUUUAGUAAGGGUAAAACUAGUGGAAUGUUAGCCUCCAGCCUACUGGGAAGGAAAAAAAAGGAGGAAAAAAAAAAAAGGAAGAAAAAAGUGUAAAUAAGUGCAAGAUUCUACUAGUUUCUCUUGUUUUGCAGAUCACAGUAGCUAUUUUUGAAGUUGGGUAAAUGUGUAUAACUUUUGCAAAGAGCAGGCAGAGCUACCUGUCCACGUCUGUGUGCCCCGUGCUGAAUCGUGCCUAUUUCACUUUCUGCUGUCGUUAUGCUGCUGAUUCUGCUCUUCUGAACUGUUCACUGGAUCAUUCCAUUUGCAUGCAGCACAAAUGCAAGCUGAGCUGUCUGAGAGUAAAGCUGAAACACGUCGGUAUAACUUGAACUGAGUAAUGACUUUCUCUUUUCCACGCCCUCUUGAAAUGCUGUGUACAACUUUGAUUUGUUUCUCCUACCCCGAUUUUUUUUUCUGCUUUUUUUUUUUUGAACGGUAAUUUAUUUUUGUUUGGAUUCUAGGCAGUAUCUGUACAUUUUGUUCCAAGGUGAUAUUGUGGAUGUCUUUAAAGAAAAAAAAAUAAAGAAAUUGUUAUUUUAUAUAAUUUUAUCAUAAAGUUGCUCUAAUAAAUCAUUCUUUUAUCAUGUGACACUA